Messenger RNA from Harmonia axyridis, 6861 nucleotides. RefSeq names its product potassium channel subfamily T member 2. The transcript is spliced from 27 exons. Gene Ontology annotation, biological process: potassium ion transport. Gene Ontology annotation, molecular function: intracellular sodium-activated potassium channel activity. Gene Ontology annotation, cellular component: membrane. Bases 562 to 4962 code for a protein of 1466 amino acids. Lineage: Eukaryota; Metazoa; Arthropoda; Insecta; Coleoptera; Coccinellidae. The record is from RefSeq and is a predicted model, not a curated record.
GAAAUUCUGACGUUUUCUGCUGAACUGUUUAUUUUCAGUAGACAUGAACUGUCAUUGAUCAUUGAAAAAGGCGAAAUUCCAUAAUUUAAGAAUGAAGUAUCAAUUGAAAGCAGAUAAUUUGGAUUCUCUGUGAAGCCGUAUAUCUUUAUGCACAGAACGUUUUUUAUUGUUUCAACGAAUAGUUGCAGAAUUUACGACAAGAAUUUCAUAAUAUGAAUCUACAAUAACAAAUAGAGAUUCCCAUUUGAAAUUCUAAAAUUGACCACCGCUCCCCUACAGAGCUGAAGAAAGUGGAAAUGGAUUUAGCAUAAGUGGACUUCAUCCGAUCUCUCAUCCAUUGGAUACCUGAAAUGAAAAACUCAAUCAUGUGAGAAAAGGACACUUCCGCUUCCCAACUAAACUCUAAAACCCGAUCCACAAGACAACCUUCCCCUAAAAGUGUUUUCCCAACCAGCUUCCAAAAUAACUCCCAAAGUGCAUUCCCCAGAAUCUUCCGGUGACAGUGUGGGGGAAGAAAACCGGUACGACGAACCCCCGGACUCGAGGCCCUGGAGCUACGAAAUGAUCCCUAGUGAUGAGAGCUCAUUGGGAUUACAGACCUCCAGGCUGAGGGUGAACUUCCCCCCCGACACUAUUGACAGGGUCUCCAGUAGAGGACCUCUUCUGCCUAGGAGGAACCGGAGUAUGAGCGCCUGGAGUGACAUCAGUAGAUCUAGUUGGAGAUUGGAAGAGAGAGUGCGUGUGGAAUACUACGUGAACGAGAACACAUUCAAAGAACGACUUCAACUAUAUUUCAUCAAAAAUCAGAGAUCUAGUCUUAGGAUAAGAAUAGCCAAUUUAUUAUUCAAACUGCUGACCUGUAUUUUAUACAUGCUUCGGGUCGUGACUGAUCUAGAUCCUACAUAUGCAAAAUGUCAUGGAUGUAUUCCAGGUAACAAAUCUGAAUACAUCAUAUCUGCCAACCUAACAGAGGAGAAAUUCCAAGAAAACCCUAUCAUAAAUUGGGACGCCAUAAUUUGGGUUAAUCGUCCUUUCGAGCUCUGGGUUGUACAAGUUAUACUUGCAAUAAUUAGUCUGACAGAGGCUCUACUGCUAGCCUAUUUAGGUUAUAAGGGUAAUAUAUGGCAACAACUUUUGUCUUUUCACUUCAUCUUAGAGAUAGUCAAUACCAUUCCAUUCACGUUAACUAUUUUCUACCCGCCUUUAAGAAACCUUUUCAUACCUGUAUUUUUGAAUUGUUGGUUGGCAAAACAUGCCUUAGAGAAUAUGUUUAAUGAUUUACAUAGAGCUAUGCAAAAGUCACAGUCGGCCUUAUCCCAACAGUUGACGAUAUUAUCAGCAACGUUGGUUUGUCUUGUCUUCACUAGUGUAUGUGGUAUUCAGCAUUUUCAAAGAGCUGGACACCGACAUCUGAACCUCUUUCAAGCCACAUAUUAUGUUGUGGUGACUUUUUCCACUGUUGGAUACGGUGAUUUCGUUCCAGAUAUUUGGCCUUCGCAGCUCUAUAUGGUCAUAAUGAUCUGUGUUGCCCUUAUUGUUCUACCUACCCAGUUCGAACAACUCGCUUAUACGUGGAUGGAAAGGCAGAAGCUGGGUGGAUCCUAUUCAUCACAUCGAGCACAAUCUGAAAAACACGUAGUCGUGUGCAGCACAACACUACAUGCAGACACAAUCAUGGACUUUUUGAAUGAAUUCUACGCACACCCGCUCCUACAAGACUUCUAUGUGGUCCUUCUUUCACCAAUGGAGUUAGAUACAACAAUGAGAAUGAUUUUACAAGUACCUAUCUGGGCUCAAAGAGUUAUAUACAUUCAAGGUUCGUGCCUGAAGGACAGUGAUUUAGCUAGAGCUAGAAUGAAUGAGGCAGAGGCUUGUUUUGUCCUGGCUGCCAGAAAUUAUGCUGAUAAGACUGCUGCUGAUGAACACACUAUACUCAGAUCCUGGGCUGUGAAGGAUUUUGCACCAAGUGUAGCUCAAUAUGUACAAAUAUUCAGGCCUGAAAAUAAGUUGCACGUAAAAUUUGCUGAGUAUGUGGUUUGUGAGGACGAGUUCAAGUAUGCUCUUUUGGCAAACAACUGUACGUGUCCUGGUGCUUCAACGCUUGUAACCUUGUUGUUGCAUACGUCAAGAGGGCAGGAAGGUCAACAGUCUCAGGAAGAAUGGCAUCGCCUCUACGGUCGAUGCUCCGGCAACGAAAUUUAUCAUAUCGUCUUAGGCGACAGCCGUUUCUUCGGCGAAUACGAGGGAAAGAGCUUUACCUACGCAAGUUUUCAUUCUCAUCGGAAAUAUGGCGUUGCUCUAGUAGGAGUGCGACCUGCUGAACUGCCCGAAUUUUAUGAAGACACCAUCCUGCUCAAUCCCGGCCCUCGUCACAUAAUGAAGAAGAGCGACACCUGCUACUACAUGAGCAUCACGAAAGAGGAGAAUUCAUCUUUCACCGUUGCCAACCAACAAGCUAACAAUAACUACACAACCUCAACGGAAACGAAAACGGCGGAACCGGAAGAGAAGCGGACGGCUCCAAACGCAACAACGAAAGACGGUACCCGAUCACCUCAACUUAUUCUGCAAGUGCCCACGUGUGUCACUACAUUUCCAGACAAUACCGGACUCAGCGAUUCCAGACAGUGUCUGAAAGAAUCCUCACCGGGUUCAACAACUAUAGACAUAUCGAUAGCGGGCAAUCACCUGGACAUUCCUCGAACAGGGGAAAAUCCCAACCUGCUCAGUCCUGAAGUGAUCAAUCAACGAAGAAAUUCCAGGAGGCCGAGUAUACUUCCGGUGCCGGACAUGUUCACGAAUUCCACACUCAACAUAAGCCAGGACGCUGGGGACGAAGGAGACGAAAGCGACGACGAGCUUGACGAUGACGUCCCCUGGAGGUCGCCCAGUGAAAAAAUAGCGUCGAGUCUUAUAGACGUCUCCAGUGAUUCUGAAAAACCUGCAUGGCAUGACGAAUGUGUGCGGAUAGUCAAAGGCUUCCCUCCAGUAUCGCCAUAUAUUGGCGUGAGUCCGACUCUGUGCUACCUCCUGAAAGAGAAGAAGCCCCUGUGCUGUCUUCAGCUGGCGCAAGUUUGUGAACACUGCAGUUACAGGAACGCCAGGGACUAUCAGUGGCAGAACAAGACAAUCAUCCUCGCUGCAGAUUACGCCUCGAACGGAAUUUACAACUUUAUUAUACCGCUGAGGGCCCAUUUCCGGUCAAAGACGUCCCUGAACCCCAUCAUACUGCUGUUGGAGAGAAGACCGGACAUCGCGUUUUUGGACGCGAUUUCGUAUUUUCCAUUAGUUUAUUGGAUGAUGGGAUCGAUCGACUGCUUGGAUGAUCUUCUGCGAGCGGGCAUCAUUCUGGCGGAGAAUGUGGUCGUCGUGAACAAGGAGCUAUCGAACUCCGCCGAAGAGGACUCCCUAGCCGACUGUAACACCAUAGUGGCUGUUCAGACGAUGUUUAAGUUCUUCCCCAGCAUCAAGAGUAUCACGGAACUGUCGCAAUCUUCGAACAUGAGAUUUAUGCAGUUCAGGGCUCACGACAAAUACGCGCUUCAUCUGUCCAAAAUGGAAAAGUGUGAGAAAGAGAGAGGUUCCCACAUAUCUUAUAUGUUCAGACUUCCAUUUGCCGCUGGUAGCGUAUUUAGUGCAAGCAUGUUGGACACCCUUCUCUACCAAGCCUUCGUCAAAGAUUACGUCAUCACAUUCGUCAGGCUGUUACUUGGGAUAGAUCAGGCUCCAGGCUCAGGAUUCCUGACAUCGAUGAAAAUUACCAAAGACGACAUGUGGAUACGAACGUACGGCCGUCUUUACCAGAAGCUGUGUUCAACGACCUGUGAGAUACCGAUCGGAAUUUAUCGAACCCAAGACACAUCCCUGUCGGAAACCUCACAUGUGAGUAUGAGCAACCAAUCAUCGACAUGGUCCAGCUGUAUGCGCGUAGCUUCGAUUGAAGAAGACAUUGGAUCUGAUCGAGUGGGAGUAACCUAUCGACCAAAAGAUGGCAGUGAUUGUCUGAGGUGUACUGAUAAGGGAUCCUCAAUAUGCUCAGUAAAUAUGACCGACGAGGCCAAAGACAAUCAUGAACAACAGAUUGAGAGAGCAGAAAUAGCGAAUCUGGUGCGAUCCCGCAUGGAGAGCCUCAAUUUACCUGCUGUUGAUUAUACCGAUGUCAGCGAAAAGAGGAGUAGUCUAUCUUAUGUUAUCAUAAAUCCAAGCUGUGAUCUUAAACUCGAAGAAGGUGAUAUAAUAUACUUAGUUAGGCCAAGUCCAUUCUCUGCUCAAAAAACUUUCGAGAGGCACAACAGUAGAAGGAAAUCCAACAUUAGUUUUUGUUCACAAACACUACUUCAACAGCUCCAAUCCAAUUCACAACUAGGGAUGGCUAGUAGAAGAAGUUCAGGCUUAGGAUUAUCAGGCUACCAAUCUCCAAGACCUCCUCCUCUGGCAACUACUAAGUCCAACUCUUUAUCCUUACCAGAUAGCCCAACGGUAGCAGGAUAUCAAAGGGGACGAUCGAACUCGCUGAGAGUUAUAGAUGACAUAUUGAUGAGGCGAUCUAAUUCUCUCCGUCAGGGACUCAUGAAUGUUGGCAGAAGGAAAAGCAGCUUGGAGGACAUCGGGCUGUCUCAUUUUUCGACGAACUAUAGCAAUCCCAUUAAGAUUGCACUCAACGGAAGUAUAGGUUUGGAAGUCACACCUCCGGAAGAAAAUAGUCCGCCAGUAAUUUGCAGUAACACAGCGUUGAUAUCCAACCCUUCUCCGCAUCCUUCAGUCAUAUCAGGGAGCUCCAUGAACCUUGGCCAUACAGGCAUACCAACCUCGAGCUGUUCCCUUCCGCAGCAGCUCAACGUGGGCAUCAAUGUUCCCAAUUCGCCAUACAGCGAGGCAAUGCCUCCACAGGUCGCAUUGCCUACUUCUUCGCUUCCGGUAGUUCCGACGGAUCCUCAGCAUCUGCAGGGGACGAUCGUAUGAUAUAACCUCAUGUGGGGGAGGAGAUCUGGUAGUAUUAGAAACAAGUGGCUCUAGAUCUCCUCGCUUCCACAUUAGGCGCUCUGCUAGUUGGUAGCUCCUUAGCGCAGAGCUAGUUUCGCAAGGUUACUGAUAGUUCAUUUUUGAUUCAUAAGUGACGCCAAAACCUCAAUUUACUCAUUAUAUUUCUCAGAUUUCACGUAUUGAAGAACGACAACAAUCUUCAUCUGGAAAAUCGAACACUUUUGAAUUAAUCUAAAAUCUGUAGAGUACUAUACUGCGAUUAUAUUAAUGAAAAAGCAGGACUUUCAAUUAUCCUAGAAAUAAGAAAAAUAUAGAUAUUUCAGCGAACUAGGCUUUGUACACUUGACUACCUACUUCUCAGAAGACACUUUAAAAAUAUUCCAACGCAGUUCAACAUCUCAAAUUUGAUAUUUUCGUAUACGAACAAAAUGUUCGUUAAUACUGUUAAACCCUGCUCUAUUUAUUAAUUAGUGAAUUAAUCUUUUGAUAUGCCAUACAACAGCUCAUUCAAAUUUCAUUGGCAAUAGCCUCUUCCUUAUCAAUGUUGUAAUUUUCAUUAAGAGUAUUUCCUAUUCUUUCUGUUAAGUCACUGACCACUGUCCACAUAAUUUUAUAUUUCUGACAAAAAAAAGAUUUCUGCUAUCAAAAUUCAAUAUUUCUUCAUUGUUAUUAUGGAAUUAAUUAUCUCGAAUGCUCGUUGCUAAAAUUAUUUGUCAAAUUUGGAAGAAUUUUUUUCGUAAUUUUAUCGAAAUAAACGGACAUUCCUAUAUUACUUAAUCAAUUCAACAAACACUUCAACAUCUCAUUCGAAUAUAAUUUAUUAUCGAUAUUCACGUUGUGAUUUCAUAUUAUUUCAGCUGAAAUAUAAAUUACGUUAUAAAUUAUUGUUAUUUCAAAUUAUAUUUUUUCAGAAUUUAAUGACAUUCCAUUUGUAUUGCUGUUUCAAAAAUUAAGAGAACAAAGAGUUCAGACAAUUAUUUUUUCAUUCACUAUAAUCGAGUGGUAGGUACCUAUCCGCUCACACAGUAUUUCAGUGAGAGAGUCGAAGAGAUGCUCAAUGGCUCACUUGUUUAUGUUCAGCAAUUGUAAAAAACUGAUAGUAGUAGCUUGCCGCUAAAUAGAACUGGGAAAUAUAGGUAGUAGGUUAUCAUUUAUUGACUCAAUUUUUUCUUGUGAAAACGAUAUUCAAUGAAAUAAUAUUAGGAAGAUAGUGUUAAAUAGUAAUAUUACUUGUGCUGUGUUAUCGGUAACCUUGCUUCUAAUUUCAUUGAGAGGGAGAGGAUGAUUAACGUGAAUGAAAUUGAACGUGAAUUUAUGAGGAAGAACGAUAUUAUUAAAUCUACAGAGUAUCAUCUAUGUUGUUAUAUAUAGUAUACCUUAUCGAUAUAGAAUUCAUCUAAUACUAAUGUAUCAUAAAAACAUCGGACCUUCUCAUCUAUAAAUCUUCAUUCAUGCCAUUAAUCUUGUAUAUAAGAGUUUCGAACUAUUGAGCUGAAAGGCUAUGAUACCAAUGGUGCUAUUAUUUAUUCACGUCAAUCUUCAUCUCGAAAUGUUUGGCCUUAAAGACUUCACAACAACGUAGACUGAACUUUCAUGUUUUUUGUAUUCUGCCGAUCUAGCCAAAAACCCUUCAUUGUGAAACUGAAUUAUUUAUUCAACUGUUUCAAAUGUCAACACAAUUGAAUUUGAGAACGCGGCUGUUAUUCGGACCUCCUUCCAAAUUUAACUGAAAAUUAUUAUAAAUUUGCGGUGAAAACUUGCUUAAUUAGAUAAUACAAAUAAAUUGUGCAGAAACUGCAUUUUUAUUAUAAUUAGUGAAUAAAAGUAAUGAAUAUUCGUUGAAACUUUUAUGGAUUUCGAAAGUUAGCGACAAAAAUU